CAGACUGAAAUCACCAUAGCUUUGCAGUUCCUUUUCUACUUUCGCUUUCUACCUUGGUGAAGGCAUCGAGAGAGACACAUUUCACUUCAGCGUCCAACAAAAAAUAAACACCAUAUUGGCAGAAAUACGGAAGGAAAGACCAGGAUUCAGCUCUUUGUCUCUGUAAUUUCUUACUAAGAAUUAAUUUUGCAGUCUCAUCACUGAAAGAGUCACUGACAAUGUAAACUAAUUAGAGGAGAAUGGAUGAGGAUUUUAGAAAACCUGGGAACACGAGAGAGAGCUCAAAACUGUUCCAAAGCUUAUUUCCAGGAUGUGUCAGAUCAAGUUACAAUGAAGAUGAAGAUUCUCUCAUUCUGCCACAGCUCCAGAGCCAGCUCCCCUCUCCCUGGUUUUAUUGUUUUCUUCCUUAUUUGUUAUGUUCACAGGAUGGAAUCAGCACAGUUCACAGUGAUUGGACCCCAUGACCCUGUCACUGCCAUCCUGGGUCAGGAAGCCGUGUUACCCUGUCACCUGUCCCCCCGGAUGAGCGCUGCAAACAUGGAAGUGAGAUGGUUCCGAUCUGAGUAUUUAUCCAUUGUGCACCUGUAUCGUGCUAAGGAUCAGUAUGAUGGGCAGAUGCCACAGUAUCAGGGAAGGACGGAGCUUUUGAAAGCCGGACUCACAGAUGGGAAUGUUUCCUUGAGGAUUCUCAAUAUCAGACGCUCUGAUGAAGGACAAUACCACUGCUUUGUUCAAGAUGAUACUUUUUAUGAAGAAACCGUAUUGGAACUGCGAGUAGCAGGUCUGGGCUCUGCUCCUCUCAUCUCUGUUGAGGGUCACCAGGAUGGAGGGAUCCGGGUGGUUUGUCGAUCAGCUGGUUGGUACCCAGAGCCUGAGAUACAGUGGAAAGGUCUCAAUGGGCGACGUUUACCAUCACUCUCUGAAACUAAAUCCCAAGGGUAUAACAACCUGUUUGAAACAGAAACUGUGAUCAUUGUAACAGAACAGUCAAACCAAAACUUGUCCUGUU
This is a messenger RNA of Chrysemys picta bellii (western painted turtle), 1009 nucleotides long. NCBI's taxonomy places the organism in Eukaryota, Metazoa, Chordata, Testudines, Emydidae. The record is from RefSeq and is a predicted model, not a curated record.